CAUCUUGACUGUUUCCCCUCUCCGCUUUGGACCGCGGCAUUUUUUUUAUCACGCGGCGGAAAUGAGCAUCAACUUCGUGGCUGAAAGUUUUCUUUUCCUCUUUUUACUGUCGUGGAAGAGCAACCGCAUGCGGACACAAUGACAGAGAAAGCAAGGGGCUUUUCAACGCGAACUUUUCCCUCUCAAGUCCACUUAGUUGUGCUCCAGCUCAGCGCCUAGAUGCUAGCAUACUUGCCUCCCAGCACAUUUCCGUUAUGCGAAGUCCAACUUGGUGGUUAGUCGUCGUGCUGCGGUGGGUGCCCGUCCAAGAUAACGGAGAACCAGUGAUUCUCUGCCAGUCUGGUUUCUGCAAUGAAUGGUAACACUAUCCAUCCAGCCAACACCACUUCAGCAGGAGGAGGUCCAAGUGUAGCAGCGCCACCCAGAGGCUGGAGGGAGUUCUGUGAGCUGCAUGCCAUCGCAACAGCCCGACAGCUGGCUGGACAUUACCGGAGCUUUGCCAGUGAGCGCCCGCAGCAUGAGCUGGUCCCACCAGAGACUUUCUCCAAGCACUUCACCGACCUCUUCCAGCACCACUUCUGCUGCGAAGUCGACAAAGAUGGCAGUCCACUCGGCCAUGGCUCAUGCCCGAUUGCCUCCGGAAGCGCAUCCGCAACAGCUUCUUCCUCUCCCUCACCUCAUGCUGUGAUCAGCCGGUUGCGGAUCUCGUCCCUUUCACAGGAUUACCGGGAGGCGGGGCGGCCAAGCAUAGGAGCCGCGUCGAUAUCUGUGGUACCAAAAGUGGAGCCGGUGUUGGUCAGUCGGGAGCAGGAGCAGCCGCUGAGAUGUGCAGCAAGAAACUCCUUUUCGGGGUCUAGAAGUAUUAGCGGGGGGUCGCUGCUGAUCCAAAGCCACAGCAGCGAUGAGAUCUCUGCCACUGAUCGCCAUCAGCCACCUGAGCGACAUUCCUCGGACUCUUUGGCGUCAAAUUCUGCACACAGCGACAUCACGCAUUUCCCUGUCAGCCAGAUUCAAAAGACAGUACAACGGAUUUUCCAAAAACGGCACUCCCACAGUCCCUGCUCUUCCCAGGACCUGUCUCUAAGCAACCCCAACCCCACCACCACCAAUAACAGUACCCUGAACAACGGUGACAGAGUGGAGGAAGGCUCAUCCUCUUUGUCCCACUCAUUCCCCUCACAGAACUUGGAAGCAACCUCCCCAGGUGCCUUACAUCGACCCAGAGUGGUCUCGCACCUCCUGGAGGGUUUUCGUUGGUUACGCAGCAGAAGCAUGAGGCUCAGGAGGCCGGAAGUGAGCGGCUGCUGCAAGGAGGGCCAACUCAAGUACCUGCUGGUGGAUGACACUAUCUCGGACUCUCUGCCCCACUGGCAACGCUGCCGCCUGCUGGUCAGGAGGAUCAGAGACACUCAAAGUGGAGGGGGCAGAGCAGGAAGCGAGAGGUACCAGCUGGAGCUGUACGAUCCCCCAAAGGCCUCAAGUCCCAAACUGACAACUCACUGCUCAGAUAUCCAAGAAGUCCGUCGCUGCACCCGACUGGAGAUGCCUGACAACUUAAACACAUUCGUUUUAAAGGUUAAUCGAGGGAGUCUGAUAUUUGAGACGGAUAACGACCAGCAGGUCAGCUCCUGGACCACAGAGCUAAAGGAAUGCAUCAGCAACAGGCCAGGCAGUGUGGAUCUGGAGUCCCCCCUGUCUUCAGCUGACAGCUCUGUUCCAGCCAAUCAGAGGAGGAGCUCAGAUUCAGGAAGUCAAGGUCCUGUCACCCUCAGUUUGCCUGAGCAGGUCAUCCAGAAAGCCGAUGACUUCCUGGUUUCUUUCCCCUGGUUUCACGGGCCCAUCUCUCGGGUCAAGGCGGCCCAUCUUGUCCAGAGCUCCGGCCCUGAAGGUCACGGCGUGUUCCUGGUCCGGCAGAGUGAGACGCGAAGGGGAGACUUCGUCCUCACGUUUAACUACCAGGGCAAAGCGAAGCACCUGCGCCUGUCUUUAAAUGAAUGGGGUCAAUGCAGGGUGCAGCACCUGCGCUUCCCCUCCGUCAUGGACAUGCUCAGCCACUUCCGCCUCUACCCUAUCCCGCUGGAGUGCGGAGCAGCCGGAGCCGUCACGCUAUCCAGCUUCGUACUGGCCGGCUCCAUCCCACCAUCACACGGUCAGCUCUCUGGUGCUCUCCUCGUCCCUUUCUCCCUCCAUCGGUGGAGCUCUGAACCCAGCUUGGCGCGCUGCAGCCUGGCCAGCAGCUCCGGUCCGCCCCCUGCAUUCUCCUCCUCCACCACCAGCACCACCUCCACAUCCAGUCCCAGCUCCUUCACCCAGGUGGCCCGCGCCGCGCCAGAGCCCGCUCCAUCAGCGCCGGCUCAUCUGCGUCGGAGCGAAUCGGUGGGGAGGAGGCCUCUGCUGCGCAACCCCAACCCUCACACUCCCAUCAUCCCUCGGCGGGACUCGGAUUAUGAACUGGAGCCCGACCGCAGUCGCAAGCGGGCGAUAGACAACCAGUACAUGUUGCUCUGACGCAACCUGCCAGGACAAGAGAGCCGCUCCGACAUGGCGUCGGUGGCUCAGAUUCAGAGCGUCGCCUUCAGGAACAGAAACCUGCUUGAAAGAAGCCGAUGGACACGAGGGAAAGAAUCCGAACAAGUCCGAAAAAAUGCAAAACACACUCAAAAACAAGUUUGCCUCACCCUCAGAACCUCCAGCGUCCACAGUGAAUGUAUUUUUAGGAGUUUUUUUAAGAGUGUUAACAACGAUGAAUAGUCUUGUUUUCAAUGAACGAGCUUAGGCAGAAGAGGAAACCUUUUCUAACACCUGUUGUUGUGUUUUUCUUGAAAGUGCACUUGAUGUCACUUCUUCAGCACUUAACCUGAAAUGAUGGGAAAUCGCCAUCUGCUCCUUCGGGAACGUUUAGGGCAUGAACUAGUCGAAAAAAGUUCCCCAAGCAGAGCGAAAACCUCCACCUUGGAACACAAGCAAGCUGCGCUCCUUUUCUCUAUGGGAUCAGAUUCUGUUCUUCCUCAUUGAGCGUUUUUUAAGCAUCAAGUGCGCCUCACCUUCAGUGCACUUUGUGUAUUUUUUUUCUAUACACAACCUUUUGUAGAAAAAUAAAAUAAAAAGUUAGAGGAAAAAAAGGAGAAAAAGUUCUAGAAAGAGGUAGUUUUAGAAACCAGAUUGCUCUUAAAAAAACAACCACAAAUUCAGGAUGGGAUUGUCGGCGCCGCUGUGGUCUGCUUGUGUUCACAGUCUGGGUUUGUGUCGAGUCAAGCGGAGUCUAUAAAUAAGCUUUGAUUUUCUUUUUAAUCAACCAAAUAAAUUAUCCAAAUCAAAGAAAAUGCCACAAAAUCAAAAAACUGGAGGGACAGUGAUAAUUUUAAAAGUUCCAACCAGUUCCUGUUCAGAAAAACCUGAGAAAUGAGGCCCAUAUGAAUGGAGUUUAUAUAUAAGCCAUUAGCACUUAGACACAUACAGCCUCCAAUUUCUUCAAACCAGAGCAGGAAUGUGUUCAUUUUUUGGUGUCUUUCUCCCUACUUCGUGUCGUCAGUCAGGU
This is a messenger RNA of Cyprinodon variegatus (sheepshead minnow), 3538 nucleotides long. RefSeq names its product SH2B adaptor protein 3 (gene sh2b3). NCBI's taxonomy places the organism in Eukaryota, Metazoa, Chordata, Actinopteri, Cyprinodontiformes, Cyprinodontidae. Gene Ontology annotation, biological process: intracellular signal transduction. The transcript has 8 exons. Bases 352 to 2508 code for a protein of 718 amino acids. Gene Ontology annotation, cellular component: plasma membrane. The record is from RefSeq and is a predicted model, not a curated record. Gene Ontology annotation, molecular function: transmembrane receptor protein tyrosine kinase adaptor activity.